GGGGGCUGGCAGAUGCCGCCGUGGCCGGUGUGAGGGAGGGUCGGGGCCGUCGCCUCAGCCUCGUCCUCCUCUUCCUCGUCGUCGUCGUCUUCCUCCUCAGCGGGAGCCAUUGGAGCCGGAGCUUCGGGGGCGCGAGUAACAGCUUCAAUAAUGUCGUUCAUCUUUGAGUGGAUCUACAAUGGCUUCAGCAGUGUACUACAGUUUCUAGGACUUUAUAAGAAAUCUGGGAAACUCGUGUUCUUGGGCCUGGACAAUGCAGGCAAAACCACUCUUCUGCACAUGCUCAAAGAUGACCGAUUGGGCCAACAUGUUCCAACACUACAUCCAACUUCAGAAGAGCUGACAAUUGCAGGAAUGACUUUCACAACCUUUGAUCUUGGUGGACACGAGCAAGCUCGCAGAGUUUGGAAGAACUACCUACCAGCAAUUAAUGGGAUCGUCUUUCUGGUGGACUGUGCGGAUCACCCUCGCCUCCAGGAGUCCAAAGUUGAACUUAACGCAUUAAUGACAGACGAGACAAUAUCCAACGUGCCAAUCCUUAUCUUGGGGAACAAAAUUGACAGACCAGAGGCCAUUAGUGAGGAAAAACUGCGUGAGAUAUUCGGGCUUUAUGGGCAGACCACCGGAAAGGGAAACGUGCCACUGAGAGACUUGAACGCCCGCCCCAUGGAAGUGUUCAUGUGCAGCGUGCUCAAGAGGCAAGGCUACGGAGAAGGGUUCCGCUGGCUCUCUCAGUACAUUGACUGAUACGCGGACAGUGACAAUAAAAGAGUUUUACUCCUCUGGACUGACCCCGAUCACAAGCUUCCUCCCGGACUUUUCUAUUAGAACCCGGAAAGCUCUCCAGCCACAGCCCGGCCCCGAUACCAGGAAUCUCGGUCAACUCUCGUGGCACAGUGGUGACACGCGCUCUUUUCCACACUGUCGGGAGGGUAAGCGAUCCCCGAUAUCGGUGCCGCUUGGCUUCCGGUCGCUAAGGGGCUCAGCCCCUCCCCUCCGCCCCGCGAGACUGGUGUCCUGGCCGCCGAAAAGCGUAACACGUCUCACCACUGUGGCCAAUUGAUCGAAAAAAGAAAGCGAUUCUAUUUUUUAAAGCAAGCGUUGCCAGGGGAUAUGGCGUCCCUUCUAGUUCUUCUUCGUUAACGUUCAUCUCGUUGGGUCCGGAGUCUCUAUUAUUGGGGUUUAUUUUUAAUCUAUUUAAUGGCAUUUAGAUCUUUCACAGAAUACUGAACAAAUAUCAUGGUAUUAGAGGUCGACGAUAAACCUAGUUUUGGGCGUGCCUGCUCCGUAGAGGGACUUGGUUCUGUUCUUGGCGGCUGACGCCCGAGGAGGCUCUCUGAGGCGGUUCUUGAUUCGCAGGAACGCGGGUUGGCGUGGGGCACGAGAAGACUCAACUGAUUUCUCUCUAACUCUGUCACAGCGAGGGAAGGACACUCUGUUCGCCUUCGAAGAGCGAGAACCAAGGAAGUAAGCAGUCUUGAUCACGUUUGUCAGCAGGCUGCCUGCAGUGCGGCUGUCUUUCUGGAUCAGGGAAUGGUUCUGUACGACUCCCCCCCCCCGAGUGAACAGUAAAUCGCAAAAUAUAUCUUUUUGGUUUUUUGGAGCGUUUGACUCCUUGUUAACGGACGAAGCCAGUUUCUUUGCAUCCAGCCUUUUUGAAGUUUCAUUCCUGAGCAGAGCUCCCGUGGCCUGGUUUCCUUUUGAGAAACCGGCCGAUCGCUCCUUUUGGAAGAGAAAACCGAGACCGAGUCAGCAGUGAACAGCCGUGUCUAUUUCACUUGUUUCCUAAACGUCUAGGUUAGAGAAAAGGUAUUGGAGUAGGAGGGGUAGAUGGGAGUUAAGAGGACCCCUUCAGAGCUCCCUGACUAUUUGGUUCUCCUGGAAGAAUUUCGUUCAUCUGGGACCUCUAGAGACAGAAAGCAAAUCCUGGCAAUCUUCAAUUCUGAGAGUUGGUGGCAUUUUCAGAAACGAUCGCCUUCGGGGAGACUUUUCACUGCACUGACAAAGUACCCCAGCCGAUCCCGUGCCGUCCGCGACCCCAACUCUCUUCCCUUGUGACGAAAUGGAACCAAACCGGCCGUGGUUCGUGCAGUUUCCAACGAAUGUUACCGGAGCCGUUUCUUUCCCGACUGUUUGUUGGACGGCCCUCCUCUCCCUCAGCCUCUAAGUGGGCCGGUUGAACGCUCUUCCAAAAGGUUCGGCGGAGCUGCUCACCUUGAACCAGCCUCGCCCACUAAAUCGACCUAUGUGGUAAUCGCAUUAGCAGCUCCGAGCUGAGUGUGGGUGGGUGGUUUGAUUGCAUCACAUGGCUCUAUUGCCAAGUGAAGUCGGAUUUCCAGUGUUUUAACAGGCCCGUGAAGGCAGCAGAGCUUGGGACUUGCGUUGAUAGGGCAUGGCUUCCUACCCAGGGAUGAAGAGGGGGAAAGACGCUUCUUCGUUACUCUGUCAGACAGACUGAAAUUCUCAGUAUUGUGGUUUGCAGGAAUGCUGCUUUGGUCCCGUUUUGUAGAAGGCCCGGUGCGGAAGAGACCUUUCCUCGUCCAAACUUGAUGUGUCCCGCUUCUCUUGAUGUCUCCGUAUUUUUCCGAAAAUCAUUCCCUGGGCGUAUCCUAAGAAGGCAAAAGCCACAACGAAAAACUUGUGUCACUCUGGGAGAACCAGCGAAGACCCCUGGUUGCGAGAAACUGCUUUUUUACAGCCCCACAGACUUUUUUCAGAUGGGUUUGAGGGACCCAUCGGCAAUUGGUCCAGUCCUCGUUUUCGCCAUCAGGUGAACUCUACCACUUCCUUUAUAUUUUUCAGCCUUUCAAGCCUUUGUAGCGCGUUAGCAAAGCCAAUGCCUUUUGUGAAAGUGGUGCGGUGUCACUACUGGAGAAAGAGGGGGUUUAAAGUGAGUAACCUCGCCCUGUCGCCUGCCCCACACUGUUCCUGAAAAGCAGUCCUAAGUAUGGAAAGAGGCUGCUGUUAGAAGUUUUGCAGCCUUUGAAUACAGCCAGGAGGCAGUGCUAUUGACACAAAAGCUACGGUGAAUCGAAACCUUUCAUUCUGUUUUUGUCAAAAGUGCUUAAAAGUUCCCGUCUCUGGAAAACAAUCUUUUGCAAAAGAAGGUCAAUCUGUAUCCUAAGCAUUUUAAUAAAAAGUGAAAAAACA
This is a messenger RNA of Tachyglossus aculeatus (Australian echidna), 3150 nucleotides long. It is a transcript of the gene SAR1A, whose product is annotated as secretion associated Ras related GTPase 1A. Bases 151 to 747 code for a protein of 198 amino acids. Gene Ontology annotation, molecular function: GTP binding; GTPase activity. The record is from RefSeq and is a predicted model, not a curated record. Gene Ontology annotation, cellular component: endoplasmic reticulum exit site; COPII vesicle coat. Gene Ontology annotation, biological process: vesicle organization; membrane organization; endoplasmic reticulum to Golgi vesicle-mediated transport. Lineage: Eukaryota; Metazoa; Chordata; Mammalia; Monotremata; Tachyglossidae. The transcript is spliced from 7 exons.